CCCAACCUCACUUGGCUAUCGUCCUCCGCGGCGAGGGGACGGCCAUGUCGUCUGCGCCACUGACAUCCACGCCUCCCCCUCUCCUUCCCGCCAAAUCCAAGAGCCCACCGCCGCACCACCCGCUCCUCUCCCACCUCCCGCACUGCACCAACCUCCGGUCUCUCGCCCAGCUCCACGCCGCCGCCGUCAAGGCCGGCCUCGCCGCGCACCCGGCCUUCGUCACCAGGCUCCUCACGCUGUGCACUCCCCCGGGCGCGCACCCCGCCCACCUCGCCUACGCCCUCCAGGUGUUCGACCGGGUGCCCCACCCGGCGGAUGCCGUAUGGUACAACACCCUGCUCCGCGGCUACGCCCGCUCCCCGUCCUCCUCCGCGGCGGCGGCGGUGCGGGUGUUCGUGCGCAUGCUGGAGGAGGGCGUCGCGCCGGACACGUACACGUUCGUGUCGCUGCUCAAGGCGUGCGCCGCGACGCGCGCGCGGGAGGAAGGGCGCCAGGCGCACGCCGUGGCGGUCAAGGUCGGCGCCGCGGGCCACGAGUACGUCCGCCCCACGCUCAUCAACAUGUACGCCGAGUGCGGGGACGCGCGCGCCGCGCGCGCCAUGUUUGACAGGAUGGACGGGGACUGCGUGGUCUCGUACAACGCGAUGAUCGCCGCGGCCGUGAGGAGCAGCCGGCCCGGGGAGGCCCUGGUGCUGUUCCGCGAGAUGCAGGCCAAGGGGCUCGAGCCCACGUCCGUGUCGGUUAUUAGUGUGCUCUCGGCGUGUGCUUUGCUUGGGGCGCUGGAACUGGGGAGGUGGAUCCAUGAUUAUGUCCGGAAAUUAGGGCUUGAUUCCCUCGUCAAAGUCAGCACUGCGUUGAUCGACAUGUAUGCAAAAUGUGGGAGCUUGGAGGAUGCCAUUUCCGUGUUCCAGGGGAUGGAGUCAAGAGAUAAGCAAGCUUGGUCAGUGAUGAUCGUGGCCUAUGCUAACCAUGGCUAUGGCAGGGAGGCCAUUUCUCUGUUUGAAGAGAUGAAGAAGCAUGGGAUAAAGCCUGAUGAUAUUACAUUCCUUGGUGUGCUCUAUGCCUGUAGCCACUCUGGUUUGGUGAGUGAAGGGCUUCAGUAUUUCGAUGAUAUGAAAGAUCAUGGUAUCAUUCCAGGGAUCAAGCACUAUGGUUGUGUGACAGAUUUGCUAGCUCGAUCAGGGCAGCUGGAGAGAGCUUACAAGUUCAUCGAUGAACUGCCAAUAAAGCCCACCCCAAUCUUAUGGAGGACGUUGCUUUCUGCUUGUGGAGGCCAUGGAGAUGUCGAACUUGGCAUACGUGUCUUUGAUAGGAUUCUGGAGCUGGACGAUUCUCAUGGUGGUGAUUAUGUAAUAUUCUCGAAUUUGUGUGCAAACACUGGAAAAUGGGAGGAGAUGAAUAGGGUAAGGAAACUGAUGAAUGAAAAAGGUGUGGUAAAGGUGCCAGGCUGCAGCUCAAUCGAGAUAGAUAACACAGUUCACGAGUUCUUUGCAGGAGAUGGAAGGCACCCCAAAUCACAAGAAGCAAGGAGAAUGGUUGAUGAAGUGAUUGACCAACUAGAACUGGUUGGUUAUGUCCCUGAUACCUCACAUGUGUUCCAUGUUGAAAUGGGUGAGGAGGAGAAGGCAACAAGCCUGAGAUACCAUAGCGAGAAGCUGGCAAUUGCUUUUGGGCUUCUAAAUACAGCUCCAGGAGCUACGCUGCGAGUUGUGAAGAAUCUUCGCGUAUGCCCAGAUUGUCAUUCGAUGGCAAAACUUGUCUCAAUGGUCUUCAAUAGACGAAUUAUACUCAGAGACCUGAACCGCUUCCACCACUUUGAAGAUGGAGUCUGCUCUUGUGGUGACUACUGGUAGAUCUUAGGAACAGAAUUCGUGUACCACAAUAUCUUCUUCUGUACUACAGUGCUUUCCACUCAGCUAAAAUCACACAACUAGGCCUGAACUAGUGGAGCAACUGCAAAGGCACAUCAUGAGUGCAAAAAGAAGAAUAACUCAAACAGAAGCAUCCACCGUGCACAAAUAUUGUAGUUUGCUGAGAUAUGCUGAAAUUGCAAGUAAUCCAUGUAAAUUGGUUAACAGGCCUUUCCUUUGCAUCUUCUUUGCAGUAUAACAAUGGAUUAGGUUACCUGCUAUGUUACCAGACUUGAUUAUCUGUUAAACAGCCCAUAACUCUAUGUCAGAUUACUUAAACAGGCAGUAAGAUGGUGUCAUCGGCUUGUUUGUCAUUUGUUUUAGGUCAAGUGGCUAUAUAUUACAAUGGGAUCCCUAUUACAAUUGGUCUUAUACUGUUUUAGACUUUUAGUCUUGCCACAACUCAUAAUCUUCUUCCAGUGUACAAAUCUGUCCAACUUUUCAGCAGUUAUUAUCAGUCGGUCUGACCGACCGGUGACGAAUAGGUCUGCCAUCCCAUGCAGCCUGGCCACUUAGUUUUACUGUUUAGACCGGAUUCUUCAAUCGUACUUUUGUGUAUCAUAAUACCACCAGAAUCAUGUUUAUAUACCAAAUCCAUCUCUGUCAUCCAUUUCGUCAUCCAUCUCUAGAAAAUCGUCGGCAUGCUUUAUACCAUUGGAUAUACAUCAUUGGCUUUUCGGUUAUCUAAUCUUUUAGUAGGUUUAAUGUGCGACAAUGACAUGCUGUAGAAGUUAUAUGGAUAAGGAGGUAAAAACACAUGUUGAGUACAUGAAGAAAUCCCAGCCUGCCUGGAGCCAGCCAAGAUGAGAG
This is a messenger RNA of Panicum hallii, 2720 nucleotides long. RefSeq names its product pentatricopeptide repeat-containing protein At2g02980, chloroplastic. Bases 45 to 1853 code for a protein of 602 amino acids. NCBI's taxonomy places the organism in Eukaryota, Viridiplantae, Streptophyta, Magnoliopsida, Poales, Poaceae. The transcript has 2 exons. Gene Ontology annotation, biological process: RNA modification. The record is from RefSeq and is a predicted model, not a curated record. Gene Ontology annotation, molecular function: RNA binding; protein binding; zinc ion binding.